Molecule: messenger RNA, 2443 nt
Organism: Cornus florida
Lineage: Eukaryota; Viridiplantae; Streptophyta; Magnoliopsida; Cornales; Cornaceae
Product: nuclear transcription factor Y subunit A-3-like
Exons: 6
Coding region: 1060-2097 (345 amino acids)
Biological process (GO): regulation of transcription by RNA polymerase II
Cellular component (GO): CCAAT-binding factor complex
Molecular function (GO): RNA polymerase II cis-regulatory region sequence-specific DNA binding; DNA-binding transcription factor activity, RNA polymerase II-specific
Source: RefSeq, a predicted model, not a curated record
UUUUCUUAUUCUUUUUUCUGGGUCUGAUAAAUAUUACCAUUUCUCUGAAUGGUCAGUUAAUAUUUUUGCUUUUGUGUUUGUGAUUUUUGGAAUGUAAUCGGUAUUGUUUUUUAAUCUGGUACUGGUGAGAUGGGUUUGGAGUUUCGGGUAACAGUGACUUCUUAUCUUUUUUGUUUUAAUUUUUAAUUUUUUUAAUUUUUGGGUCUGCAUGUUUUAAACUACUGAGAUCAACCCAGUUCCUUCCUGAUCUGGGUGUUACUUUCUCUAAUUAGUAUGAUUUUUAUGUUUAUUUUUGGCUGUAAUGCUCUAUCCUUUUUGUUUUUUUUUUGGUAAAAAAAUUGUUCUAAGUACAUAUUUGAUUCUUUUUAACCCACAGUCUCAGAGUAAUAUGCCUGUUUUUGUUUUAUGUACUCCUUCCCCUUAUUCUCGGGGUUGGGAUUUGUACUUAUUCAGUGACAGUUGAAACUGCUAGUAUUUGAUUUUCCUCUUAUUUAUUUUAAAAAGAUAGAUUGUGGGCAUGUUAUUUUCAUAUGCAUUUUUUUUGGGUUCAUCUUCAUCACUGAAGAUCCGCCCCUCUUCUUUAAUCAUUGAUAUUUUAGUUUCUGCAAGAAUUUACCAGUCUGUGUAUAGAUACAGGUAAAAUGUGGUUUUCCUGAUCAGUAAUUUGAAAUUCUUUUUAUUGGUUUUGAAUUUUAAUAGCAUAAUAAGAGAAGUUAUUGUCUGUCUCAUAUCAUGUCAUGUGGGAAAUGCUAGCUAUUAAUUUUUCGAAUAUUUGGUAUAAUAUUUAUGGGAAGAUACACAUCUAUGAUCUACCCGUCAAAUAAUUUGUUGUGUUUUGAUGAUAUUGUGAAAUUCAUAAGAAUGGAGAGAUAAUGAGUUAAACAGUUACAUUAUUAGUUUGGGAAUUGACGUUAGCUUUUCAAACACUUAAUUUAUUGUUGGAGUGCUCGAGAGCAAGCUAAAAACAAGUGAAAAUCUCUUUCUUAUGCAUAUUGAAGAUCAAGAGUGUUCAACAACAUAAUUAAAAGAUCAUUUGGAAGUCAUUGAUUGCACAGAAAAAUGCAGGGCCUGUCUAAGAAAGAUUCUAAUCUCAGCUCUGCCCGUUCAAAGGCCCCACGUGAUGCAGGUUGCCUGUCUUGGUGGACUUCUAAUGGAUCACAAAUUCAAAAUCCAUCUCUAUCGGAAAAGUUAAGCUUGAAGAUGGCAACUCCACACCAACAUUGUCAAAAUUCCAAGCAACUGGGCUUCCUAUUACAAGACCAGGAUUCCUCCUCAACUCAAUCAACUGGUCAAUCUUACCCGGAAGUGGUUAGUGUGGGAGACAGCGGUCAAUAUGGACAAAGCAUGAUGUCAGUGCAAUCAGGGAAUAAUGGAACUAUUGGGAAUCCUGAAUUCAGCCUUAUUAAACCUGCUUUAUCAAUGGGCACUCAGGAUUAUGUUUUGCCUUCUUCACAAGCUGAUCACAGACAACCUUUUGCUCGUUUUCCAAUUUCUUAUCCUGAUCCAUUCUAUGGUGGGUUCCUAUCUGCUUAUGGUUCACAGUCUGUGAUUCAUCAUCCCUCAAUGAUGGGUGUGGCACCUGCUCGAAUACCGCUCCCUCUUGUGGAAGCACAUGAGGGACUCUUGUAUGUCAAUGCAAAACAGUACCAUGCAAUUCUUCGGCGAAGACAAUACCGCGCCAAGCUUGAGGCUCAAAACAAACUCUCAAAGAGUCGAAAGCCUUACCUCCAUGAGUCUCGGCAUCUUCAUGCGUUGAAGAGGGCUAGAGGAUCUGGUGGACGCUUUCUUAACACAAAGAAGCUCCAGGAAUCCAAGCCAGCUGCCAUGACUAAUGGACAAGACAUCUCAGGUGCAGGUCAAGUUCGUUUGACAACGAACAUGUCAGAAUCUGAAGUUCGUCAGCCAGAAAACCGCAAAGAAGGUGCUUCCACCACCUCUUGCUCUGACAUAACGACUGCCUCCUACAGUGACAACAUCUUCAGGCAGCAGGAAUUCAGGUUCUCCGCCUACCCUUCUCGCAUUGGCGGGGAUGUGCAAGGUGGUGGUGGUGGAAAUAUGCCUGGUCAGAAUCAGCGAUAUAUCUCAGUCCACCAGUGAGAGAUGAGGUCAACAGCAAUUGAUCCAGCAGUCCGUGUUUGGUGUUCAACCGAGAAUACCGAUGUUGGUGAAAGAGGGAAGUCAUCCUUGGCUCUGUUAAUUUACUUUCUAGUAUUUGCAUUGCAUAUUGGCUUAGCUCGUCAAUAUACAAUAUAUAGAGGUUCAGUAGGUUCUGUUUUACUCUGCUCUGCAUUUGAUAAAACAAGCGUGAUUUAAGAGGUUAUUAUGAUGAGUGGAUGAGAAGGUCAACAUAAAUUCUCUAUAAUUUGUAAAACCUAGUGUUGCUAUCUAUGUAUGGUUUAUUUAGCUUUUACUUUGGCAAUGGGCUGUUAACUUUGUCUAUGAA